This is a messenger RNA of Megalopta genalis, 2697 nucleotides long. RefSeq lists its product as uncharacterized. Gene Ontology annotation, biological process: anatomical structure development; regulation of transcription by RNA polymerase II. Gene Ontology annotation, molecular function: DNA-binding transcription factor activity, RNA polymerase II-specific; RNA polymerase II cis-regulatory region sequence-specific DNA binding. The record is from RefSeq and is a predicted model, not a curated record. Lineage: Eukaryota; Metazoa; Arthropoda; Insecta; Hymenoptera; Halictidae.
AUCUGUCGUCCCAGUCAGUGAGGCAGCGAAGGGCGAGCCGCGCACCAUUGACCGUGUCCGUGCUUCUUUUUUCGUCUCCUCUAGAAACGCCACUCUCGCUACCCGGUGUUUGCCGUGCCUCUCCCUCUCUUUCUCUCUCUAUCCCUCUCUAUUCCUCUAUUUUUCCUUCUCACUUCGUCCCACGCGCGAGAGAAGUCUCUCUCUCCUUCUCUCCGUCUCCGCUACAGAAGCACGAGACGGUGUAGAUACACAGACACGGUACCGCACCCCGUUUGCACCGGUUAUUUACUAUCGCGCUUCAUUGUCGCGUUUCACCCUCGAGUGGCUCUCGUCGGCACGCGUGAAUGAACGGAGAUCGCGUGGAUCCAGCUCCACGCUCGACAUCGUCUCACCGUCAUCCUUUCUUAAGUAUUUCGGCGAGUUGUCGCGGUUCCGUGUGAACAGUUUCGUUCCGGCUUCAUGAAGACUCGGUUGGUGGUUGCAAUUUCUUCCGCGUCGAGCCGGCCGGGGAACUCGCGAAUAAACUUCUAAGUCCUCGGUGUUCUCUUGGAUCCCCUGUCGUGAUUGUGAAGCAACGACCAUGCCCGACAUCUACGGAAAAAUGUAAAGUAAGGGGAUGCCGACACGCGAGAGAACUCGGUGGUGUCACGUGAGAACAGUGUAGGGGACACGGAGGUCAUCUCGGCGCGAUCCAAGAGGUACCUGGAUCCAAGGGACAUCGGGGAUUCGUUGGCCAACCGGGUCCAAAGAAGAUUUCCUUGGAUCUCACGCUCCGACGAAGGGAUCAAGCUUUUCGAGGUCCGCAGAGUCACGGAGGAACGUUGCAUGUAGCCGUCGGCUGCAAGCUCGCUCUUUCCGAUGGAUCCGUUGGUGCUAGAGAGCAAUGCGUCCGACUUGGGCGGCGAUCAGCACCAGCAGCAGCAACAGCAACAGCAACAAUCGCAGCAUCAGCAACAACAGCAGCAACAGCAGCAACAGUACGGCGAGGUGAACCAGUUGGGGGGUGUGUUCGUGAACGGUCGACCCUUGCCGAACGCGGUUAGGUUGCGAAUAGUGGAGCUUGCACAGCUGGGCAUUAGGCCGUGCGACAUCUCGCGGCAGCUGCGGGUCAGUCAUGGUUGUGUCAGCAAGAUCUUGGCCCGGUACCACGAGACUGGCAGCAUACUGCCUGGCGCGAUCGGCGGCAGCAAGCCCCGGGUGACCACCCCGAAGGUAGUCCAGUACAUCAAGCAGUUGAAGCUCAAGGACCCGGGAAUCUUCGCUUGGGAGAUCAGGGACCGGCUGCUCUCCGACGGCGUCUGCGACAAGUACAACGUGCCCUCGGUGAGCAGCAUUUCCAGGAUAUUGAGGAACAAGGUCGGCGCGGCGACUGCGAUCCAUCAUCAUCCCCAUCAUCCAGCGCAUCAUCACCAUCAUCAUCAUUUGUACGCGGCCGCGGCUGCCGCGGGGGCUGCGCUUUGCCCCGUCCCUUACCCGCCGACGCCUUAUCACGCGACGCCGCCGCCGGUUACGCAUCAUCAUCACCAUCACCACCACCAAGUUGGACCAACGACGCCGAGCAAGCUGUCCCCCUCGUCGCCCUUGUCGCCGACCUCUAUCCACGCUGGUCAUCAGUCGACUACCACGGGCACCCUUCAGUGGCCUAGUCCUCACACGGUCCACGACAUUCUCGCAACCGGCUGCAAUCCUACCAACUCGCCGUCCUCUUCGUCGCCGACGUCGCCGCUCUGCGUCUCGAUCAACAACAACCAUCAUCACCAUCACGGCCAUCACCAUCAUCAGAGUAACGAGAACGUUGUCAGUAACAACAACAACAACGAGGAGGAAAGUUACCAUCAUCCGCAUCAUCAUCACCAUCAUCAUCAGCAGUAUUACGCAUCCGCUCUCUACCAUCAUCAUCAUCACCAUCAUCUCGCGGACACCAUGGCGCCCGUGGUGACCACCUCGUCGGUCCUCGCCGUCCAGUCCAUCAUAAUGCAGUCUUCCACGGCGAGUAGUCAGCCUGCUAGUCCCUGUAAUUGAGACGAUUCGAUUAGAAGAGAGAACAAUUUGAAAAGUGUAAUCCAAAGUUUUCGUUGUAUAUCGCGACGGAAAGACUUGCAGCACCGUGAGUGGCGCGAGUGCAACGCCGGACCAUCGACUAUGAAAACGAAGAGCAAUGAACAGAAUCGUUUCGAGUGACUGUGAGACCGACAAUCGAAGAACGUUCUAGUUAUCGGUGUCUCGAACGAUAAACUGUAUCAUCACCAGUAUUAUAUGUUUUUUGAUCGUCGUUUGCCAUUGAUUAAACGCUAAGAGUGCCUUUUGCGAGUGCCAUAAAGAAACUACUUUACGCUAUGUAUAUUGUAAUUGAUCCGUAUGCGAGGAAACAGUGGUGCAAACGUUGUCCGUUCAAACCUUUCAAAAAGGUUUACACGCUGUUCGCGGUUUCGCCCUUUCCGUGUAUCUAUAAUGUUUCCUCGAUAUUUGCAUGGAUUUUGCGAGAGAUAAUUGUUAUGGGUGCGUUGCGUGUUCUCCAGAGAAAGAGAAACUGUGAUUGACGCGAACGACCGUAAAAAGAACUAUGUAUAUCGAUGUUAUCCGAGCGAUGGACGAGUGCCGAUCGCUUCACGAUUACGUAAUUGUAAUCCUCUGUCAUGCUUUUUUUAUGAAAUGUAACAUUUGGCGUUGGGAAAUAUAUAUUUUCCAUCAAGUUAA